AUGGAGACCCAGACUGUGCAGCAGGAGCUGGAAUCCCUUCCAACCACCAAGAUGGCUCAAACUAACCCCAUGCCGGGGUCUGUGGGGCCAUGGAAGAUAACCAUCUAUGACCAGGAGAACUUCCAGGGCAAGAGAAUGGAGUUCACCAGCUCCUGCCCAAAUGUCUCUGAGCGCAGUUUUGACAAUGUCCGGUCUCUCAAGGUGGAAUGUGGCGCCUGGGUUGGUUAUGAGCAUACCAGCUUCUGCGGGCAACAGUUUGUCCUGGAGAGAGGAGAGUACCCUCGCUGGGAUGCCUGGAGCGGGAGUAAUGCCUACCACAUUGAGCGCCUCAUGUCCUUCCGCCCCAUCUGUUCAGCUAAUCAUAAGGAGUCUAAGAUGACCAUCUUUGAGAAAGAAAACUUUAUUGGACGACAAUGGGAAAUCUGUGAUGACUACCCCUCCUUGCAAGCCAUGGGUUGGUUCAACAAUGAAGUUGGUUCCAUGAAGAUACAAUGUGGAGCCUGGGUUUGCUACCAGUAUCCUGGAUACCGUGGCUAUCAGUAUAUCUUGGAAUGUGACCAUCAUGGAGGAGACUAUAAACACUGGAGAGAGUGGGGUUCUCAUGCCCAGACUUCCCAGAUUCAAUCAAUUCGCCGUAUCCAACAGUAG
Messenger RNA from Mesoplodon densirostris (Blainville's beaked whale), 648 nucleotides. It is a transcript of the gene CRYBA1, whose product is annotated as crystallin beta A1. The coding region runs from base 1 to 648 and encodes 215 amino acids. Gene Ontology annotation, biological process: lens development in camera-type eye; visual perception. The transcript has 6 exons. Gene Ontology annotation, molecular function: structural constituent of eye lens. The record is from RefSeq and is a predicted model, not a curated record. NCBI's taxonomy places the organism in Eukaryota, Metazoa, Chordata, Mammalia, Artiodactyla, Ziphiidae.